Messenger RNA from Dentiscutata erythropus, 148 nucleotides. The record is from the annotation of a GenBank genome assembly. NCBI's taxonomy places the organism in Eukaryota, Fungi, Glomeromycota, Glomeromycetes, Diversisporales, Gigasporaceae.
UGCGAAAAACAUGUGGAAAAGCCAGAAGAACAUAAUUAUCAACCAAUAAAAAACCAAGCAAUGUUCCUAACAAUGUACCAAACUAAUUUAGACCCAAAUGAACUUAAAGCAGUACAGAUUGCCAUCAAAAUAGAAAGUGACGAAAACA